CGGGGGUGUGGCUGAGAAGCCCUCCGGCAGACAAAACAAACAGUUUUUUCAUCACUGUCUGAGUUUGUUACUUCACAAUGGCUGAUGUUCAGGAAGAAGCGUCUCUUCAGAGACGGCCUUGGGACAAGAAGUUCCACAUUUAUGGAGGAUCCAUCUCCAACACACUCAUGGCAGAGUGCUGGGCUGAUCGGUCCCCCCUCCACGAAGCAGCUCUUCAGGGCAGGCUACUCCCCCUGAGGACUCUUAUUACACAGGGUUUUGAUGUGAACGUUGUCACCAUGGACGGCGUGUCUGCCCUGCAUGACGCCUGCCUGGGAGGCCACGCCGCUUGUGCCAGCCUGUUAGUCAGGAACGGGGCCAAAGUGAACGUGGUGACAGUUGACGGCGUCACGCCGUUGUUCAACGCCUGUGUCAGCGGCAGUGUGCGCUGUGUGGAGAUGCUGUUGGAGCAUUGCCCCUUUCCCCACCCUGAGUAUCUGGCGGCCUCUCCUAUCCAUGAGGCUGCAAAAAGAGGUCACAAAGAAUGUGUGGAGCUCUUACUUUCCAAAGGCGCGAACAUUGACUUGGAGAUUCCUCGCAUGGGAACCCCACUCUUCACCGCCUGCCUUUUUCAGAAGAUAGAUUGCAUCAAGAUGCUUCUGCAUCUUGGAGCCGAUGUGCAAAGGGGCAGAGGUCAGGAUACCCCGCUACAUGCUGCUGCUGCUGCCCAGGCUGACAGCACAGAGGUGGUUGAACUGCUCAUUGACUAUGGUGCAAAUGUCUGGAGCAGGAAUGCAGAUGGAAAAAGGCCCGUGGAACUGAUUCCAGCCAACGGCGCUGUGGAGAAAUCCCUCACGCUCAGAGAAGGCCCUUCAGCUCUCUCUCAGCUCUGUCGCCUCCGCGUGCGCCAACUCCUGGGCCCAGGGAGACUGCAUCUGGUGCCUAGUUUUCAGGUGCCCCGAUGUCUUAUUGACUUCCUCUGCUACAGAUGACUCUAAAUUCCCUGAGGGAAACAAGAAACACUGAACAGCUGAAUUUUAUAC
Scleropages formosus (Asian bonytongue) is the source of this 1022-nucleotide messenger RNA. Its product is annotated as ankyrin repeat and SOCS box protein 11-like. The record is from RefSeq and is a predicted model, not a curated record. Lineage: Eukaryota; Metazoa; Chordata; Actinopteri; Osteoglossiformes; Osteoglossidae. Gene Ontology annotation, molecular function: protein binding. The transcript has 7 exons. Gene Ontology annotation, biological process: positive regulation of protein catabolic process; protein ubiquitination. The coding region runs from base 78 to 971 and encodes 297 amino acids.